GAAGGAGGUGAAUUGUUCGUGUUGACUCCUCCAGGCCACACAAAGCACUAGAGUGCCGAAUAAAUUUAGUCAUUUACAUUGAAUUAAUCACAAAAACUGAGUAAAAACUACAAUAAAAGUGUUUAAUUUAACCAUGCCGAAUUUCUGCGCGGCUCUGCACUGUUCCAGGAUGAGUUCCCACUCUGUGUUGGCGUUCUUCAGGUUCCCGCGGGAUCCGGAGAGGUGUAAGAAGUGGGUAGAGAACUGCAGUCGGUCAGAUCUGAGAGAUAAAACGCCAGAACACCUGAACAAAUACCACAGACUGUGUGCCAGACACUUCGAGCCUGAUCUGAUCUUAAAAACUAGCCCAUUCAGGACAGUUCUAAAGGACACAGCGAUACCCACAAUCUUUGACCAUCCCACCCGCAAACGGGCAAAUGAACAGCAGGAUGAAGAAAACACGCCACAGGUUAAAGUUCAGAGAGUGGAGGAGAAUCAGGACAAGGAUGUGGAGAAGGCCACAGAAAGUGUUAACGGCCAGGACGCUCCUGAAGAACCCCAGCUGGUGGAAAAGAACUGGGAUCAGCGCGAGUAUCUGCGCUCCCUGUUUGACUUGGUGGUCAUGAUGGGGCGGCAGAACAUCCCCUUGCAGGGCCACUCGGACAAAGACCCGAGGAGCAAAGCCUUCACUCCCAGCAACAUCCAGGCACUGUUGGAGUUCCGCAUCAACGCAGGCGACGAUGCUCUACGGAGGAGGAUUGAGACGUCACCCGCCAGUUUGGAGUCCUGCUCGUCCACACAGCUGUAUCAGAUCUUGGAGGUGUGCGAGAGGUGCAUUUGCAAGGAGCUGCUCUCCGAGGUGAAAGAGGAACGCUUUUUCUCUUUGGUCAUGGAAAACGUUGUGGAUAUCGCCGGGGAGAGCAGAAUCCCCGCCUUCAUCCGCUUUGUGGAUCAGAACAACUGUCUGCGUGAGGAGUUUUUGGGAUUCCAGCUCUUUGAAGGUGAUGCUGAAAGCAUCGUCACAAACCUCUGUGUUGAGAUAUCAGAGAAAGGGUUGAGCAUGGAGGACUGCAGAGGGCAGGCGUACUUCAGCACCGGCGUCCACUCCGCCAAAGUGAAAGCCGUCGCUACCAAACUGAGCGAGUGCUAUCCCUUAGCGGUUCUCACUCCCAGCUCUGCCCACGCCCUAAACAUCAGCCUGGCCAACAGCAUGCACUUCACAAGCGUGCAGCUCGUCAUGUCCACCCUAAAGAGGAUCGACGCCUUCUUCAGCAGGUCUCCUUUUUUGCUGGAUCAGCUGGAGGGCGCCAUUUCGAUUUAUUACCAGGGGAACGAGGAGAAGGCAAACAUCCUCAAGCAUGUGUGUCAUAUUGACUGGACGCUGCAGCACGACGCCUUCGAGGUUGCUGUAGACCUCCUGGAGUCUCUGCUCCUCUGCAUGGACAGCAUCCACGACAACGAGGAGCUGAAGUGGAGCGACGAGAUCUCGCACGAGGCCUUCGUGGUCUCAGAGGCGCUGGCGGACUUCGAGUUUGUGAUGGCACUGGUGGUCUUGAAAAACACACUGUCGUUUUCCAGGGCGUUUGGGAGGAACCUUCAGGGGCAAACCAGCGAAGUCUUCUUUGCCGCUAACAGCUUGCCGGCCGUCCUGCACUCGCUCAACGAGGUCCUCGAGAACAUCGAGGUUUAUCACGAGUUCUGGUUUGAAGAAGCGGUCAACCUCGCUGCCGCCUUGGAGAUCCCCGUCAAAAUCCCCAGGCUCUUCUUUAGGAAGCAGCGUCCGGACGCUGGAGACGAGAUCCAACCCGAGACCUACUACAAAGUCCACUUGACGUUCCCGGUCGUCUCUCAGGUAAUAAAGGAGCUGAGCGAUUUCUUCUCUGCAAAUCACCUUAACGCGCUUCGGUCGCUGUCGUUCGUCCCGGCGAUCAUGUCACAGCUCAAGUUUAACACGGAGGAGAACAGUGCCGACGUCUACAAGAACGACCUUCCCAACCCCGAUACUCUUCCCACUGAGCUCAACUGCUGGAAGAUCAAGUGGAAGCACGGCACCAAGAACGUCACGCAGCCCUCCACCAUCUACGAGACGCUCCAGCUGUCUGAUGUCAAGUUUUUCCCCAACGUGUGUGCGCUCCUCAAAGUCCUCCACUGCCUCCCGGUGCUGUCGCUCAUAGAGGAGAAGUGCAGCGAGUCGAGGAGGCGUCUGACGGCAUACCUGCGGGACACGCCCCCCAAACACAGACACAAGAGCCUGGCACUGUUUAACAUCAACUGUGCCGUGAGGGUGGAUGUGGACCUGAUGAUGGAGGCGUAUCUCACAACGUAUCCAGACAGCGAGGUGACGGAGGAACCUGCAUGAAUAACACGACAGAAAUAAGAAUCAGUGCUUGAUGUAAUAUUCUAGAUUUUGAUGCAGAUUUGGAGGCGUGUUGUUAUGGGACCCAGGUCAGAGUUUAAUCAACCAAUCACAACCUCUUAUCACAUAACUCCUGGGCAUCAGCUUUAAAUCUUAUCUGCCAUUAACCUUCAUUAUUUUAUGUUCUUUUUUUUUGUUGUUGUUUAGUUUUAUUUUGCCUAAACCUACUUUUUUUUGCCUGUACAUUGUGUGUGUGUGUGUGUGUGUGUGUGUGUGUGUGUGUGUGUGUGUGUGUGUGUGUGUGGUAUUGAGAUGCACUGGAAGUGAAUCAGAACUGAAGACUCUUGUGUUAUUGUGUUGUUAAAAACCAUUUCCGCUAUUUUUGAUUACUCAAUGUGGAUUAAAUAAAUAUUUUUACUUUAGGCAUCACUGUGUGUGUCUGUAUGUGUGUGUGUGUGUGUCUGUAUGUGUGUGUGUGUGUGUGUGUGUCUGUAUGUGUGUGUCUGUAUGUGUGUGUGUGUGUGUCUGUAUGUGUGUGUGUGUGUGUGUGUGUCUGUAUGUGCGUGUGUGUGUCUGUAUGUACGUGUGUGUGUCUGUAUGUGUGUGUGUGUGCGCAAGUCAUGCACGAUCAGUUUCACUCCAGAAAAAGUAGAAAGUUUUACUACACUUCUGUUUAAUAUCUGAACUUUAUAAUAUCUGCUUUAUAAAUCUGCUGUAUUUUUAAUGUUUAGAUGAUUUUUACUAAAAUCACAGCCAACUUACUGAAGCAUGUCGUCAUUUUCUGAUUUUUAUAAAAGGUGUUUAAUCACAAACUAAUAAAUAA
Molecule: messenger RNA, 3158 nt
Organism: Tachysurus vachellii
Lineage: Eukaryota; Metazoa; Chordata; Actinopteri; Siluriformes; Bagridae
Gene: thap12a
Product: THAP domain containing 12a
Exons: 5
Coding region: 134-2338 (734 amino acids)
Source: RefSeq, a predicted model, not a curated record